Messenger RNA from Alnus glutinosa, 1746 nucleotides. RefSeq names its product probable pectinesterase/pectinesterase inhibitor 59. Gene Ontology annotation, biological process: cell wall modification. The coding region runs from base 68 to 1645 and encodes 525 amino acids. Lineage: Eukaryota; Viridiplantae; Streptophyta; Magnoliopsida; Fagales; Betulaceae. The record is from RefSeq and is a predicted model, not a curated record. The transcript has 2 exons. Gene Ontology annotation, molecular function: pectinesterase inhibitor activity; pectinesterase activity.
AGAAUCCCACCUCAAAGACAUGACCCUUGAAUCCUCAAUGCCCAAGUCAUAGAAAAAGGAAACAAUUAUGGCGAUGAACAUCAAUCUAUUCGUAAUAUUCAUAGUCUUCUUCUCUACCACCUUCUUCACAGCCCUUUCGAAACAAUCAUCAAGUGACAUAAACUGGUGGUGCAAGAAAACCCCACAUCCUGAACCAUGCAAGUUCUUCAUGGGGAACAGCCGCCACCAUUUUGCACCAAGACACAUGUCCGAUUUCCGAAAAAUGGCAGUUGAAGUGGCGAUGGAUCGCGCCCUAAAAGCGCAAAGACACGCGCUCCAGCUCGGCCAAAAUCUUGAGAACAAGAGCCAGAAAGCCGCGUUUUCAGAUUGUUUGAAACUUUACGACAACACCAUUAGCCAACUAAACCGGACCCUUCAAGGCCUAGGCCCCAACCGGAGCUGCUCCGACUUUGACGCACAAACAUGGCUCAGCACGGCCCUGACAAACAUAGAAACAUGCUGGGCGGGGUCCUUGGAAUUAAAUGUUUCGGACACUAUAGUCCCGAUCAUGUCCAAUAAUGUGUCCGAGCUUAUUAGCAAUGGUUUAGCCCUUAAUGGGGUGUAUCUAAACGAAGAAAGUAAAAACCAUGCAUAUGGGUCAUUUCCAAGGUGGGUCUCGAAGCAAGGAAGAAAGCUGUUGCAGUCGUCUUCGAUUAAGGCAAAUGUUGUGGUGGCAAAAGAUGGUUCGGGGAAUUAUCAGACGGUUCAAUCGGCUAUUAAUGCGGCGGUGGGGAGGAGUGGAACUGGAAGAUUUAUUAUAUAUGUGAAGAGAGGGGUUUAUAGGGAGAAUAUCGAGGUUGAUAACAAUAACAAUAAUAUUAUGUUAGUUGGUGAUGGCAUGAGGUAUACGAUUAUCACGAGCAGCCGGAGCGUUGGAGGAGGAUACACCACCUAUAGUUCUGCCACGGCCGGCAUUGACGGGUUUAACUUCAUGGCUCGGGACAUUACAUUCAGCAACACCGCCGGUCCACAAAAGGGCCAAGCCGUCGCCCUCCGGUCGGCCUCCGAUCUCUCUGUCUUCUACCGCUGUGCCUUCCAAGGUUACCAAGACACCCUCAUGGUCCACUCCCAGCGACAAUUCUACAGAGAAUGCUACAUCUACGGCACCAUAGACUUCAUUUUCGGUAACGCCGCGGUAGUCUUCCAAAAUUGCAUUAUAUAUGUAAGGAGGCCACUAAAGGGCCAAGUCAACGUGAUCACGGCACAAGGUAGAAAUGACCCGUACCAAAACACCGGGAUUUCGAUCCACAAUUCUCAAGUUCGGGCCGCACCGGACCUAAAGCCCGUGACCCGGGCAUUCAAAACCUACUUGGGCCGGCCUUGGAUGGCAUAUUCUCGAACAGUUUUUCUUCAAACUUAUCUCGAUAGCUUGGUGAGUCCGGUGGGAUGGCUGGCAUGGGAGAGAUCUAAAUUUGCGCUUACUACUUUGUAUUACGGGGAAUACAAGAAUUUUGGUCCCGCUUCGUCUACCAAAAGCAGAGUGAGAUGGCCUGGAUUUCAUGUCAUUACUACUUCAAAUGUGGCUUCGCGCUUCACCGUCGGGAGUCUUAUUGCAGGGACUUCAUGGUUGCCUGCCACCGGUGUGCCAUUCACGUCUGGCCUAUGAUUAUUCAUUAAUUAUAAUUUAUUUGUUUGGAAGUUCAAUAUUGUUAUUGUUUGUUUUAAUACUGGAUUUUUGUAAAUUAUAAUACAUAUAUUCUUUGAUAA